Messenger RNA from Pseudomassariella vexata, 1196 nucleotides. RefSeq lists its product as uncharacterized. The transcript has a single exon. Lineage: Eukaryota; Fungi; Ascomycota; Sordariomycetes; Amphisphaeriales; Pseudomassariaceae. Bases 54 to 1196 code for a protein of 380 amino acids. The record is from RefSeq and is a predicted model, not a curated record.
CUUCGCUCAAACUGGGGUUUCUAGCUCACAAGCUAUCUCUGAAUAAACCAAUAAUGCCCAUUACCCAAAUGAAUGCUCGCAGCAUCCCGAUUCCCACCGAGGUAUGGGUGAUAGUCGGUAAUCUUCGCGAUACUGGCAAGGGCGCCACGUUAUCUUCUGUUGCUCAAUCCUGCAAGUUCCUUUCCCACGUUGUUCAACCCAUCCUCUACGAGAGCCCUACCGGCAUUGAUCAUCGCCCAAGAAUCCUCUUCAGGAACUGUUAUAACAUCUUCUUCCGAACAGUCGCAACAAAUAAGAGACUCGCAUCGUUUGUCAGGAACAUCAAUGCCCGACGGUGGGAAGACGACAGGUUAGAUAAUGGCUGGGAACUGCUCCAAUGUGUCGCCAGACAAAUUGGCAUGGAACGAGGAGUCGCCCAAGAAAUGGAAGCCCACAUCGAAGAUGCUAUACGGGCUAUGGAAAGAUUCAAGCACGAUCCACACCUGCGGCACCUCCUCCCGAAUCUCCGGUCAAUGCAGUUACUGCCCUGUCUCCUCCCGAACCUCCGGGAUCUCAGUAUAGAGCUCAAUCUUUCUUUUGAUGUCCUGCACUCCAUCGUCGUUUGCACGGCCAAAUCUCCCUCGAUUAUGUUCCCGUCUCUUGAACGGCUGGAGAUCAGCGUCUGCGAACUCAACCGAGGGUUCGACAUCGACCAUGUACGCUACCUGCUAAAGCAGUGCCCAAACCUCGCCCACCUCAAGCUCACUGGGUGCUCAGGAUUAUGGCAGCCCAAGAACCCGAACCCAGAUGACCCGAACCUGGAGAGAUUCGAGCACUUGACCAUACUUGCGGUGGACUACGGUUACAUAUCAUCUGACGAUUUUGCGCGUCUGUUCCGACUCUGUCCUCGGCUAGAAUCAUUCUCUUAUAGCUCAGGGGGUUAUGAAGUCCUAGGUCGAGGCGAUGAUAACCCUGAAGUCUUGUCAGUGGAGGUUAUUGACUUGUUGCGUCCGGCGCAGUAUACUUUAAAGCGUCUUAAGCUUGACUUCAGGUUUUCGACCAAUGUUGUCCUGAACUGGAACGCAGAUCGUGCGGAUAUUAUCAGCAGGCUACAAGGGUUCUAUGUUCUCCAAGCGGCCGAGCUGGACGGGGAGAGCUUGCUUGAGGGACAAAGCAGCAAUAAUCACAAAAGUCUACUGGAUCGGAGACAUCUGUAG